UUGAUGUGCUGUAAUGAUGUGUGACAUUUCAACAGCCUCACAAAUAAAGUUAUAGAACCUAGUAGUCCAUUUUCACAGGAAACACCUUUGUAAAUCUUCUCUUUUUAAUUAAUUAGCUGAAAGCAUUUCUGUUGUGUUCAAGUAUUGGACAAAUAACUAUUUUUUGUGCAUUUUGCAUCUUCAAUUGAAGAUUAAAUUCUGGAAAUCCAGUAAUUUACCUGGAAGAAAGGCAAUCUCAAAUUUAUAACAAUCCUUCCCAAAAGAAAGAGUAGACUCUGUGUAUGUGCACACAUAUACGUACAGAUACAUAAAUUCCGUGCAAUACCCUGUUUUCCCAUUGUAUCAACCUAAGGUCCAUUUUGUGUGCCCCUCCCUCCCUAAAGCCUUUUUCCAAAAAAGGGCCUAGAUCAGGAGAAAACAAAAUGAAACUCCCCUACCAAUUAAAAUUAUUUGUAAAAAAAAAAUUGGUCAUGUAUAAAAUUGACUUACUGCCAUCUGCAUAUACCAUUUCCUCUCUCACACUGAAAUUGAUAUUAUACGUGUAGACAAAUUAUGUUAGGUGAAUCUGUGCCAGAAAGCAAAGAGCGAAGCCCUAUUUAGUUGUUGGGAAAGGUUAAAUGCAAGCCCUCCCUCCUCUCCCCCACCCCCAGCAAGCAGUAGGACAAACUUUAGGCUAAUCUCUCCAAAGGCAUUAAUGUUUUUUAGCAGGAGUUUCUGCUAUCAUUUGUAUCUUCUGCUUUUCAUACUUUAUUCUGUUCUUAUCAGUAGAAAGUGGAAAAAUUCCCUCAAUUCACAAAUUUGCAAGUCUUAAUAAGAAAUCUGUGGAGUUAGCUAUAGAUGAAAUUCCUAGGUAUGCACAAAUAUUUGAUAAUAAUCCUUACCACAUUAGUGCAACUUCUUAUUUUUAUUUCAUGGUAGCUUGUUCAAGCAACUGAUAUUUGAAAAUAGCAAAACAAGGGCCUGUUUAAUUCCACUCAUUUUGAAUCGCAAUCCAAGUAGUUUUAUACAAAGACUUUGAACGUGAGGAGCUAAAUCAUACCCACCUAUCUGUGGCUCUUUUAUUUGUGCGCCGUAGCAUCAAUAAAGACAAAAAUAAAAAAUGAGUUAUUUUUUAGAGCGUAAGUGAGGAAUCUUAUAGUUUCUCAUUUUGGGAUUAUGCUCUCAUCAACUUCCAUGGCAGCCAACAUUAAUAGGCGAUGGAAAACCCCAGGUUACCCCCACUGUUCUAUAACAUUUUUCUUAAAGUGGGGUUUAUGUGCAGAGACACAUCUUCUCAUAUGUUUCUUGCUACUAUUCUGGAAAAGGGAGUUUAAGAUUUCUUCCUGGCAGCUUGCCAACUAGCAGUUUGGCGGUCUUUUGAUGAAUGAUAUAAAAUGAUAUCACUCGGAUAGUGGUACUACUCGUUAAGGGUGGAGCAGAAACCUUCUUUUUCAAUGCAAUUUAAUCCAAAUACCAAUUGCAGUUGGUAUAUGGAGGAGGUCUCAUUGAUGCCAAUAGCAUUGCUUCUGUUUAGGAUUGUAGCUGAGACAGGCACAAAAGUCCCUCUUUUCCUACGUGCAAUAGUAUCAGUGAGAAUUGUGUUCCCCCUUCCUCGUAGUCAAUAGUACAUAAAAAAAUUAACAAGCUCUGUAAUGUGAGAUCUAGUGUGAUUUAUAGAUGCAUCUAUGUUGAGAUUAUAGGAUAGAAGGUGGGAUAAAAUAAUAAUAUGCCCAAUCUAGUCUAAUCUCUGGCUGACUAUGCAGCCAAUCAUAAUAAUAUCGUUGGCAUUGACAAAAUCACCAUCACUCAGUUGCAAAAGUCAGCUUUACUUGGAAUAACAUACAUCCUAUGAUGAAACCUUUAAUAUUAUUAAACAACAUUUGCCUAUCCUUGAGUCCUUGGGAAGGGCUCAAUAGGUGAGCAAAAAUGCCAUUACCAGUCUAAAUAUCUGGAUGAGUGUGCAAUAAUGGCAUGGCUAGGAGGCUUGUUUGUAAAUAUUGUAGACAUUACAUAGAUGGGCCUUUGAUUUUAGUUUGGAAAGAUGUUUUUAUUCUUUUAGUGUGGUGCAUGCUCUGUAUCAUUUAUUUGUUAGUUAUGGUAGCACAUUGUGUCAGUCAGUUAAGAAUUCUGAAUAAUAAAGGAAGUCAAUAACAUAGAACAUAGCUUUUAUAUUGGCAUUUGAAUUCUAUAGUUUAAUAUAUAAGUUGCCUCACAUUCCUUGUGACAGCUGUUAACCAGAAGAUGGUUCCUUCAUACACUCUGCGCCCCAGACCAGGAAAUAUACUUAAUUGUGGGGUUAUCAACUCUGGCUAUGUGCCAAGAUAAAACAGAUUAUAUAUUAUAGUUUAACCAUUUCAAUAACCCCUUUGCUACACGAGCAAAACCUUAGAAAGCCAUACAAUAUGUUAUUUUUUUUAAAAAAAAAUUGUAGAACAUCUGAUCAAGAGGCAAAGCUCUAUUGACAGAAGAUUGGCUGUGCUCAAGUCAACUUCUUUUGCCCUUAGCUUCUCAAAGAAUCCCAUCAAGUUCUUAUAGUAUUGUUCCAUACAAUACUAUGGAACAGAGUUUGAAAAAACAUUUUUGUAAGAUGUUUACCUCUUAAUUCAUAUGCGGAAUCCCAAGUUGUAUCCUGCAUAUAUGUGCUCUAAUCAACUCUGUGUUCUCGGUGAAUUCACUGUGUUAUCUCUAGAUCCGGGGGGGGGUUAAAAUGCCAGCCCACAGGCCUAUUCCAUCAUGCAGAGGCCGCGCCCACCCCAGCUCCAGCAAUGCGAAAAAAGUCAUGACAGGUUAUGACAUGUCAUGUGAUGCAGCGAGUUUGACACCCGUACUCUAGAUUUACAGCUUAAAUGAAUGUAAAAUAAUCACUAGCUUUAAACACAAAUGCUGUAAUUAAAAACAGCAGUUGGAGGUAAAACCACUUUUAUUAAACAUAACACUUUCUAAGUGAGGUUGUGGAAGAACUUGAUGACUAAAUCAAAGUGUCUGAAAUAUGGUAGCAAAAAACAAUUUCUUGCAAUGUUCUGCAAAGGUAUUCAACUAGUAUAUGACAUAGUACAGUAUAAAAAUCACAGGAUAUAUGAUGUUAUUAGAGAAGAAAAUUUCAGCACUUUCCAUAAAGUCUUAAAAUAUGGUUGACUUCAUAUACCUGUCUAUAUAGCUUUCUUGCAAUAAUAAGGAAGUGGGUUUGCCAUUUUUAGAAUUUUUAUUUCAAAAUUAUGUUAAUAGUAAUCUUUGAUAUAGUAAAUUAGUGUAUAGCCUCCCUUUAAGAUAUAUUACUUUUUCAUCUUAUUUGGAACCAAUAAAGGGAUUGUUGCUUUCCUCUACAGGAUAGCCCUUUAUUUUCUUAUAUAGAUGUAAGUACAUCUAUAUAGAAUUGAAUGAAAUAAAUUAUAUAAAAAGACACAGGGUUUUAAAACAGUGCUUUAUUGAACAAAUCAUUGUUGUUCAAAUAUAACAAGCCAUAAAUAAUAGAAACCAUAGGAAAUAGAUCCAUAGCUGAAGUGAUAUUCAGUCUAAAUUCAGACACACAAAAUUUAAAUGCAUGUACAAAAAACGUUUACAGUGUUAAAGGUGAAAUGCAAUACAAAAAGGAGACAGUGUAAUCCCGUGUUACUGAAAUGUUCUAGCCCAUAGCUACGAAACCAUUUUUAAUUGGCUUUGAGGCUUAUUUCUAUACUUUAAAUGUUCCAGCCAAAUCCUGAACAUAGGUCACCUUAUAAAGUAUAUGAUAAAAUGUUGGUGUCAUUUUUGUGGAAAGCUCCAAUACACACACUGUCUUUGUGACAAGCUUCUGAUACUGAAAUACUACCAUAUAACUUCAAUAUGUCUUUGUAUUAGAGUGGUGAUUUAAAAUACUGAAAGGGUGGGAUAUAUACUAUUUUGUCAUAAUAAAAUUUAUUUAUUGAAUAAGUAAUUCUUCAGAAAUAAGUUGACAAUUUAGAAAAUCCACACAAUUAAAUCAUAUGAACUGCUUAAAUCAGCAGUACCAGGCAACAGAUCUUAAUAUAAUUUGAUGUUUGGUAUUUCUCUUUACUAGUGCCUAGUAUUUUAGAAUUGAAACAUAUAUAAUUAUUUUAUGAUUUUUAAGUUCUGAUUGCAUGCUGGUAGAAUUUUGGCGUACAUAAAAAACGAUCCCUACUUCUUAUUUAAUAUUGACAUGUGUAUAAUUAUAUAAAAUAUGCAUGUGUGAUGUGUCAUUGGAUUGUUACAGUCUUAAAAUAUUUUGUGUUCUGAGGCUUACAAUUUGUAUAUACACAAUAGUGUGCAUAUACACAUAAAUAUACAUGCAAGCAUGCACACUGUAAGUGUAUAUAUGUAUAUAUUAUGUUCGUGAAGUUAAAUAUUGCAUGGAACACUUGUAGACAGAUUAAUUGCUUGUAAGUAACUCUCCACAGAUUGGAAAAAUAGCUCUUCCAAAAUACAAGUUGCUUUUGCUCUUUCUCAUAUUCCAUCCUCAAACUGAAGACAUACUUUCCAUAUUGUUAAGGUGGGGGUGUGGGAAAACAACUAUUGCAAUAUUUGGCAUCUUGUUUUAAUGCUGAUUUUACUUUUAUUUGUUUUCCUUAAAGAAAAAAUGUGUCAUGACCAAAUGAAAUGACAUUGUUAUGAACAUGGAUUUUAGGCGCUAUUGGGAAAGAAUCCAGUAUUUAAAUGUUUAAAUAGGCUUAUUCAUACUUUUAUUUUUGGAAUUGUAAAAAAAUACUGUUUUCUUGGGUAUCAAAAUACUCUGGAGCUUAAAGCCAAGAAAAUUCUGAAUAUGAUAAAUGCUGAAAUAAGUUUGCUUUGUUUAUAUGUUCAGACUCUUGCUUGAUUUAUUGAUUCUGCUAAUAGUGUCAAAAUAGCAAAGGCUUUGGGUUUUAUUAUUCUGGGUUGGUUUUUUUUUGAGGGGUGGGAGGAGAAUGAGAUGUUACUAUUGUCUUGCAUUAAGCAUCUUUCUCCUUUUGUCAGAUGUAGGGGGAGAAAUGCAAAACUUGUUUCAGUUUAACUGUUUUAACCAUGCAACAAUGAUCAGUAUAGCAUCCCAUAACUAAUGCCGACCCCUCCCACUUUCCCAAGCAACAUUCACUGUGCAUUUAAAAGGUUUUUGUGGUUUAAAUGUUGUUACAUAUUUUACAGCAUUAGGAUCUAUGGAAUAUUUUGACAACUGCAACAGUUCAAUGAAGUUGGUAAUUUCUUCUUUUAAUUAUUUUUCAUUGAACAGAUUUGGAGUUACACUUUUUUUUUAAAGAAAAGUUUGUUUUUCUAAUGCUUUUCAACACAUUGCAUAAUCUUUUAGCAUAUUAAAUAGCCUUUGACUCUAUGGGUAGCAGCAUUUUAAUUUGAUUGAUGUUGACACAAUAGUAUGGUAUUCUUUCAGCUGGUGAUCAUACGUGAAUGACUGUACAUCACUAGAUGAGCUGGUGCUUGUGGCUUCACGGAUUGUCUGCAAGGUCCUAAUCCACAGUAGAAUGGGAAAUGAGGCUGGCUUUAUACAUUUCAUUGAGUAGAAUGCUGCAAGGAGCAAAUAAUGCGGAGAAGUUUGACUAUGUGAUGCAAUUCAUGAAUAAAAUGGCUGGAAAUGAAUAUGUCGGUUUCAGUAAUGCCACAUUCCAGUCUGAAAGGGAGAGUGGAGACAGAAACUUUGCAAUAGGCUAUUAUCUCAAAGAGAAAAAGUGUUUUCCAGAGGGCACAGAUAUGGUUGGCAUAUUGGACUUCUAUUUCCAGCUGUGCUCCAUAGAAGUGACUUGUGAAUCUGCGAGUGUCAUGGCAGCCACCCUUGCCAAUGGUGGGUUUUGCCCCAUCACUGGUGAGAGAGUCCUGAGUCCAGAAGCAGUUCGUAAUACUCUAAGUUUGAUGCAUUCGUGUGGCAUGUAUGACUUCUCGGGACAGUUUGCCUUCCAUGUGGGUCUUCCUGCAAAAUCUGGAGUUGCUGGUGGUAUUCUCUUGGUUGUUCCUAACGUUAUGGGCAUGAUGUGCUGGUCACCUCCACUAGACAAGAUGGGCAACAGUGUUAAGGGCAUACACUUUUGUCACGAACUGGUUUCUUUGUGCAACUUUCAUAAUUAUGAUAACCUGAGGCAUUUUGCAAAGAAGCUUGAUCCUCGGAGGGAAGGUGGUGAUCAACGAGUGAAAUCUGUAAUAAAUCUUUUGUUUGCUGCAUAUACAGGAGAUGUGUCUGCACUUAGAAGGUUUGCCUUGUCGGGUAUGGAUAUGGAACAGAGAGACUAUGAUUCUCGAACAGCGUUGCACGUAGCAGCUGCAGAAGGUCAUGUAGAGGUAGUUAAAUUUUUGCUGGAAGCGUGCAAAGUGAAUCCUUUCCCCAAAGACAGAUGGAACAAUACACCUAUGGAUGAAGCUUUGCACUUUGGACAUCACGAUGUAUUCAAAAUUCUUCAAGAAUAUCAAGUUCAGUACACCCCUCCUGACAACUCUAGUAACGGAAAAGAAAAUCAAACUGUACAGAAAAACCUAGAUGGUUUACUAUAACACUCUUCUGACUGAGAUUUAAAGUUAACGAUCUAUUUAAUUGUGGAAAAUGAUUAUGAGGAGUGUGUUUCUGUUGGAUAGUGAUGUAUAUUUUCGAGUACUGCUUUGUUCCAAUGUUACAGCAGCUUUGUUUGUUGCACACAAAAAACAAUAAUUUCUUUUUCAGAAAAAAAAAAACCCAACUACAUGCAAGUGAUAGAAAUUAGUGUUGGCUAUACGCACAGGGGUUUUUUUGAGGGGGGUGGGGAGGGAAGGGAUAACUCCAUGAAGCUUUACUCCACGGUCAUACUCAUGAAGCUUUUUUGUCCUGCUUGCUGUGUAUACAUGGAUACUUCCUAAGAAAACUGUCAGCAAGUAUAGUCGUCAUCUUGCUACAUUUCGAGAUUUGUUGCUGUUGUGGAUUCAAUCUGACAUCUUGGAACAUAAAGCACUCAGAUGUUUUCCCACAAUACCUGCUUACAUCAUGUAAUUUCUUACUGACGGAUGCUACCUGGGCUUAGCUCUUGUUCCAAGUGUUUUAUCAGGGAAUCUUAUUUGACCAAACAAUGUAGGAGAAUGUAAGUAGAGAAUACUGCACCUGUAGACUCUUGUCUUACUCCCACCCACCCCCUCAUUCAACUGGCUGAAAGUUUUCCCCAUGGUGAACUAUGAUCUGUGGCAAAACAUUGUGAUCACAUUUGCUUUUGGUCAUAAACUGUAUGUAUACUGCGGAACUAGCUGUUGUUCAGUGAAAAUGUUAAAACUCAUUUAUGCUGAUGAUUUUUCAACUGGGAAUUCAUCUUUUAAGUAGAAGGUCAAUCACGAGGUCAAUUUAUUUAUUUUUUUGCCCCUUUUGCCCUGCCAUUUCAUUCACAGUGCCACCCUUCUUCACAUUUGUCCUUUCAGUUAAAGUUGGCCACAUUGACCAUUAUUUGCUUUAAAACCAAAUAAAAAUGUUGAAAAUAACCAACACAUAAAAAAUGGCCGUAUUACCUAAUAGCUUAUUUUUCCCUUAGCCAUUACAAAAAAAAAAAAAAAAAAACCAAAAUUACUUAGUACCUACCAAUCUCUUGCAACUAUAGUAUAGCUUUUUUCUUAUGAGUUGUAUUUCAUAAUCUUUGUAGCUCCUGGAGUUAGUUUAUUUAUACGUCGAUUUACAUUAUCUCCAGUUCAGUUCUGCUGUUGCCUUUCAUGGUUUCAUCCCCCCCCCAAAAAAAUGCAACAGUGAAUUUUAAACAUUUUAUUUAUUAUCUCUAAAAGUGAGCUUUAUUUAUACCUUAGUACUACAGUCAUCUUACUCUAUCUCAUUUGUAUGUGUGUGUGUGUUUGUGUUGCAGUGGACUGGCAUCAUUUUUAGCUUCAGGGCAGGAUUAUCAGUAGCUUUACUGACCUGAUGAGCUAUUGUGACUGAUUUGGCUUGACGUUUGGCUUUAUUAUAGGGAAUAAACCAUGAUGAAUGUAUUCUUUGCCUGUCACCAUUUUCCCAUGACUUAAACUUGAGUGUAACCAUUCUGAAGGUAAGAUUUAUUUUCAGAAUUACAAAUCCAAAUGCAUUGCAUUUUAAAAUAAUAAACUGGCAAAUAAAAUAAAGUUAAAUAAA
Messenger RNA from Crotalus tigris (Tiger rattlesnake), 8023 nucleotides. It is a transcript of the gene GLS, whose product is annotated as glutaminase. Gene Ontology annotation, molecular function: protein binding; glutaminase activity. The transcript is spliced from 12 exons. Lineage: Eukaryota; Metazoa; Chordata; Lepidosauria; Squamata; Viperidae. The record is from RefSeq and is a predicted model, not a curated record. Gene Ontology annotation, biological process: L-glutamine catabolic process. The coding region runs from base 5434 to 6444 and encodes 336 amino acids.